Molecule: messenger RNA, 1719 nt
Organism: Fusarium falciforme
Lineage: Eukaryota; Fungi; Ascomycota; Sordariomycetes; Hypocreales; Nectriaceae
Product: TRAM domain-containing protein
Exons: 1
Coding region: 1-1719 (572 amino acids)
Biological process (GO): tRNA processing
Molecular function (GO): tRNA (uracil(54)-C5)-methyltransferase activity, S-adenosyl methionine-dependent
Source: RefSeq, a predicted model, not a curated record
AUGAGACGACUGAGGCUUCUGCCACUCGUCUCUCUCACAAGAAGAGCGCGCCCUUACAAUCCCCGCCCAUUCGCAGCCAUGGCAACCGCCCAGGCAGAGGCAGCACCCGCCGCGCUCAACGGCCACUCACAAAGCAACGGCCACACAGAAAAGCCCUUCAACAAGAGGCCCAACCAGCAGAACAAUCGACAGUGGAAGCAGAAGAAGACAAAGCGGGAGAGGAACAUUACUGAGGGGUCGUCUGAGGAGGUCCUCAAGUAUGACGUCGAGGCUCUGCUCAAGAUGAGGGCGGUUGAGUAUGGAGAGGGGACUGAGAAUGGGGUCGAGGUUCUUCCGGAGGAGGGCACCGAGACGGAGGUCGAGGUUCUGGAGCUGUCGUCUACGGGAGAGGGUCUGGCUAUGAGACCCGGCUCGAAUCAGGUCUACGUUGUGCCCUUCACCGUUCCUGGUGACCUGGCGAGGGUCAAGGUUUUCCGCCAUGUGCGCCGCGACAACCAGACCAUGGCCGACUUCAUCUCCGUCGUCAAGCCUUCCCCUCUACGCGACGAUGCCCGCAUCAGCUGCAAGUACUUUGCUUCGUGCGGCGGCUGCCAGUUUCAAAUGCUCGACUACGCGGAGCAGCUCCGCCUCAAGAGGCGCGUCCUCGAGAAGGCCUACCAGAACUUUUCCAACCUUGAUCCUGCUGUCGUGCCUACUGUUCAAGACACAAUGGGAAGCCCUCUGCAGUAUGGAUAUCGCACCAAGUUGACGCCGCACUUUGACGGACCCCCUGGAUUCCGUCCCAGCAAGAGGGGGAAGAACCCCCGUGUCCCCUUUGAGAGCUGCCCCGACAUUGGUUUCAUGCAAAAGGGCCGUCGAAAGGUGUUGGAUAUCGAAGACUGCCCUAUCGGCACCAGUGCCGUUCGUCUGGGUAUGGCUAAAGAGAGAGAACGCAUGCAGAGCGAGUUCAAGGAUUAUAAGCGUGGUGCUACCCUCCUCCUGCGAGAAAACACACAGCGUCUGCCAAAGGACAGCCAAGAUAUACCCUCCGAACUACCCCCUCACACCGUCCGCGUCGACAACGAAGACACAGUCGACAUCAAAUCCUGCAUCACAGACUCCAAGGCCACCACCACCGAGUACAUCGGCCCCUACACCUUCACCAACCCUGCCGGCUCCUUCUUCCAGAACAAUAACUCCAUCCUCCCAUCUUUCACCACCUACGUCCGCGACCGCAUCCUGCCCCCUACCGGCUCCGGCAUGGAGAUCAAGUACCUCAUCGACGCCUAUUCGGGCUCUGGCCUCUUCACCAUCACCCUGUCGUCCCUUUUCCAGCACUCUAUUGGUAUCGACAUUGCUGCCGACUCGAUCGCCUACGCAAGCCGCAACGCCGCCCUCAACGGCCUCAACGAGGAUCGCUGCAAGUUCAUCGCCGCCGACGCAGGCGAGCUCUUCAAGAGCGUCACAUACAACCGCGACGAGACCGUCGUCGUGCUCGACCCCCCUCGCAAGGGCUGUAACGCCGACUUCCUGGGCCAGCUGCGCAAGUUUGGCCCCCGUCGUGUGCUCUACGUCAGCUGCAACGUGCACACUCAGGCCAGGGACGUGGGCGUCUUGGUGCGCGGCGAGGGCGAGGGUGAGAGAUACGAGAUUGAGAGUCUGAGGGGUUUUGACUUCUUCCCUCAAACUGGACAUGUCGAGGGCGUUGCUAUUCUCAACAGGGUUGAUACCAAGGCAUGA